UUAUUAUUAUUAUUAUUAUCAUUAUUAUCAAUCAUCAUUUUCAUCACUUUUAAAGUAUUCGAAUUUACUUGGCCACUCAACACCACAACACCAUUCUUAACAUGCGGCGACCGCUGAUGAUCUUGUGACAAGAAAGACCGCCAUCGCCACCCUGAUCCCUCCCUGCCGCCUUCCCAGCCUUCUCCAUUCUUCGAUAGCUAGUCUACUACACUACACACUUAUGCCGGAGCACGUACUAUCAUGUGCGCGCCAGCAGUGUAUCUUCAAAUCUCGCGCACGUUUGAAAAUGGGCAACUGCUCGCGGUAUAAAAACGAGCGGCAGUGUACUCCUGCGCUGCUGUUGUUAUCUAUCACGGGAAGACCUCGCCACUCCUGUGAGAACGUUCAGCUGCCCACCGGCAAUUCCUCUUCUUCAUCGUCCUCGUCCUCGUCCUUCACUGCUAAACAAAAUGCGUGAAUGCAUCUCCAUCCACGUGGGGCAGGCCGGCGUGCAGAUCGGCAACGCCUGCUGGGAGCUGUACUGUCUAGAGCAUGGCAUUCAGCCCGACGGACGCUUGGCGGAGAACGACGUGACCGCCAACGACUCCUUCAGCACCUUCUUCUCCGAGACUGGGUCGGGAAAACAUGUGCCCCGGACAGUGUUCGUCGACUUGGAGCCCUCAGUUGUUGACCAGGUGCGGACAGGUCCGUACCGCCAGCUGUUCCACCCCGAGCAGCUCAUCACAGGCAAGGAGGACGCCGCCAACAACUAUGCCCGUGGCCACUACACCAUCGGGAAAGAGGUGGUGGAUCUGGUGCUGGACAGGAUCCGUAAGCUAGCCGACAUGUGUAACGGCCUACAGGGCUUCCUAAUUUUCCGGUCCUUCGGCGGCGGCACGGGCUCGGGUUUUGCUUCCUUGCUAAUGGAGAGGCUGUCGGUGGAGUACGGCAAGAGGAGCAAGUUGGAGAUUGCCAUUUAUCCCGCCCCUCAGUCCGCCGCCUCUGUCGUCGAGCCAUACAACUCCAUCCUGACGACGCACACCACCCUGGAGCACUCUGACUGCUGCUUCAUGGUGGACAACGAGGCCAUCUUUGACAUCUGCCGCAAGAACCUGGAUAUCUCCUUACCGACUUACGUCAACCUUAACCGGCUCAUCGGGCAGGUGGUGUCCUCCAUCACCGCCUCGCUAAGGUUCGAGGGAGCCCUCAACGUGGACUUGGCAGAGUUCCAGACCAAUCUGGUGCCUUACCCGAGGAUCCACUUCCCACUCACCACCUACUCACCAAUAAUUUCUGCAGAAAAGGCGUAUCACGAGCAGAUGUCGGUGCCAGAAAUUACUAAGGCUUGCUUCGAGCCUGCCAACCAGAUGGUGAAGUGCGAUCCGCGUCACGGCAAGUACAUGGCCUGCUGCCUGUUGUACCGUGGUGACGUGGUGCCUAAGGACGUGACCAAUUCCAUCGCUACCAUUAAAACCAAGAGGUCCAUCCAAUUCGUGGACUGGUGUCCCACUGGGUUCAAGGUGGGCAUCAACUACCAGCCACCAACUGUGGUGCCUGGUGGUGACCUUGCCAAGGUGUCCCGUGCCGUGUGCAUGCUGUCCAACACCACUGCCAUCGCCGAGGCCUGGGCACGCCUUAACCACAAGUUUGACCUGAUGUACGCCAAGCGCGCUUUUGUGCAUUGGUACGUUGGUGAGGGCAUGGAGGAGGGUGAGUUCACAGAGGCUCGUGAAGACAUUGCUGCCCUGGAGAAGGACUACGAGGAGGUGGGCAUGGAUUCUGGUGAUGCAGAGGAAGGUGAUCCUGCUGAAUACUAACCACCAGAUGUCAGCGAGGGUCAGUCACCGCGAUGUUGUGGUGAACCGCUGCAGCUUUGUGGGGCACUCGUUGGGGCCUGCAGACCGAGACUCAAACCUGAUUCUGAUCCUGAGCGAAUGAUUGUAACUCUAGAUCUUGAAUUUUGUUGGUUCGCGUCUCAAGUUGUUUUAUGGCUACACUAUUUGCUUGUUUGUUUCUAUGUUUUGAGCAUGAAUAUGAGAUUCGUUGGUUGGAUUAGCUUUUAUUCACGUAACCUUGUGUGUGACAAUACGUGAAGGGAAUGUUUAGUGAUGGAAGGACAAUCCCAUUCUCGUGGAGACAAACUAUGAUGGCCAUAUGUUUACACAAAUCUGUUUAAGAUUUUGUUGAUUAAAGAUUUAUUCAAGUUCCAUCAAACAUUACUUGAAUGACAUCUUUCCUCCUCUCUGAUUUUCUUUAGCCGUUUGUGUGUGUGUGUGUGUGUGUGUGUGUGUGUGUGUGUGUGUGUGUUUAUUGUGGUUGAUGUAGGAAUUAUAGUUUCAUGAAAUUAUAUUUUUAGGAUUUUUGUGUGAAAUAGCUUGAUUUGCUUUAGGCUUUUCAUGCCUUUGUUUGUAUAAAUGGACGUUUUAUGU
Portunus trituberculatus (swimming crab) is the source of this 2408-nucleotide messenger RNA. Its product is annotated as tubulin alpha-2 chain-like. Gene Ontology annotation, molecular function: GTP binding; structural constituent of cytoskeleton. Bases 450 to 1796 code for a protein of 448 amino acids. Gene Ontology annotation, cellular component: microtubule; cytoplasm. The transcript is spliced from 5 exons. Gene Ontology annotation, biological process: microtubule cytoskeleton organization; mitotic cell cycle. The record is from RefSeq and is a predicted model, not a curated record. NCBI's taxonomy places the organism in Eukaryota, Metazoa, Arthropoda, Malacostraca, Decapoda, Portunidae.